Molecule: messenger RNA, 4038 nt
Organism: Procambarus clarkii (red swamp crayfish)
Lineage: Eukaryota; Metazoa; Arthropoda; Malacostraca; Decapoda; Cambaridae
Source: RefSeq, a predicted model, not a curated record
UACUUCCAGCACCUGGGACGUGGCAACGCUGCGUCAGAGCCAGAGACGCGGCGGUGCCUCAGGCUGUGACCCGGCAACACUUGAGAUGAGCAAGAGGACAGUUGAUGGUAUGGAUGCUCAUGCCACGGAAGGAUGGAACUGGAAACGCCAUUUAUCCUUUAAAACCAUUAGCUUGGUGGUGCUCUCUGUGCAGACAUCAACGAUGGUAUUACUUCUGCGUUAUAGCCGUACCUCAAGUUAUUCUAAUCAUCAGUCAUACAUCAUCACCACAGCUGUUCUCUCGUCAGAAGUUUUGAAGCUCGGACUUUCUUUGGGAUUUUUGCACAUCGAGUCUGGUAAGGAAAUACAAAAAACUUUGAAUCGGCUGUAUGAAGAUGUAAUUAUCAAUGUGUGGGAGACACUGAAACUAGUCAUUCCAGCAUUCUUGUAUGUUGUUCAAAACAACUUGCUUUUCGUUGCUCUCUCCAAUCUUGAUGCUGCCACAUAUCAGGUUACCUACCAGUUAAAGAUCUUGACUACAGCCAUUUUCUCCUGGGUGAUGCUCGGCAAACGUCUUGCGCCGAUCCACUGGUUCUCUCUCUGUCUGCUCAUGCUGGGUGUUUCCCUCGUUCAGGUGGAGGGCAGUAAUGGUGGAGUGAGCAGUGGCAAGAUUAUUACUGUACCUGCAGUAGAAGUGUUGGAGGGAGCAGAUUCACUGUUUCUUGGAGGACCUGAAGAUGGUGCAGGUUUUCCUCCACCUGACAUGCACAAUGAAGCUCACCCCAACAUAGAAGUAUCUCGCCUUCUAGGAAUUUUUGCGGUUUUUGUGUCGUGCAUUUCUAGUGGAUUUUCUGGUGUGUACUUUGAACGGCUUGUGAAGAGAGGCACACAAACUUCACUGAUUAUCAGGAACAUUCAGCUUGGAAUGUUUUCUAUUGCAUUUGCUGUAGUAGCAGUGAGCAGCGAUAGUUCAGCUAUUAAGGAAGGGGGAUUCUUCCAGGGUUACUCCUUUGCCACCUGGAUGGUAGUACUUAUACAGGCAUUUGGUGGGCUGGUAGUGUCUGUGGCAAUGAAGUAUGCCGACAACAUCCUGAAGGGAUUUGCUACAUCAUUGUCUAUUGUAAUGUCUACUCUGGUCUCGUGGCUGGUCCUAGGAGAUGCUGCUCCGUCCACACAGUUUGUCAUUGGAGCGUCGAUUGUUAUAUCAUCAACGGUACUAUACGGUUUAACCCCUCAGAAAGAGGGCAGGUAUGCUUCAAGUGCUCAACUAACAUCUAUCAACAGUUCUCAUAAGGUGUCAAGGAAGAAAAAUAUAAGUGAAAUAGUAUGACUAUGGCAGAAGUGGUCUCUUUUGUAGAUGUCACAGCAAAAGAAAUUAUAGAGAAGUCCACAUACGAGCAGCUCAAGGCUUGAACCUCCUGGUCCCCAAGGGACCUCUGCUUAUCCGUGGCAAGUCUUUCAAACUGUCCCGACUUGGUCUUAAUGGUACAAUGGAGACACUGGAGAAUACUCUCUUCAUCCUGGAACGACUGCCAGAAAGCCCGUAUAAAAAACUAAAAUCUCUUCAAAGUGCAAUUGGCUUCACGUAGACCACAGAUAAGUGCUAUCACAAAUUUCCGAUUGCUCUACAAGAUCAGUAUGCCUGACUUCCACCAGAUAAUAGAACCUGAUAUAGUAUCUGACUGGAGCAAUUUCACAAUAUAGUGUGGAAUUGCCCCAGGCUCCCCUUGAAUGGGGGGGCCCACCCCCACCCAUGUUAUGGGGAACUUGACUGACCCCCCCACAUGCUCAUUCUGGGGUAGAUAAGUGACCAGAAUUGGUAUUUUGCUUGGAAACUUGAUUCAUCGGUUCCACUUCUCCCCCUCUCCCACUUUCGCAGUUCCGCAGCCGUUUCCAGGCCUUGGACCCCGACACCUCCACCACCUCACCUUUAGCUCCUCUGUAUUCUGGAACUGAGGGUCUUCCUCCUGGUUCCCCACCUGGUGUUUCCUCCCUUCCCAGUCUCCUGUCUCCUGUCUCCUGACGUCUAAUUCUUUUAUUUUGUUUUGGAAGGCGAGUGCAGUGGCCCAUUAGGGCCAGCUGUACUAAGCACGAAAGUUGGAGAUUUUGUGUCUCCACCAUUACGAAUGGCACUCCUCUUCCCCAGAUCUUGAAGAAAAUUAGUAAUAGGGGUAAGUUUGUUCCAGAUGUCUUGCCUAUCCUUCACCUCUAUGGUUCUGUUGUGGCAGAUCCAGUGUUGGUCGUAUCUGAAAUGGAUUCACCCUUUUCGACUAUAUGCUCUGGUUUUCAUCUUUCUCCCUCUUUCCUUACUCGUUAGCCCAUUCUUGAAUCUAGUCACUUAGAUUUUUGCAUAUACUGUAUCUCCAGCUCCCCUAUAACGAUCCCUUCUUGCUCUCGGAACUCCAGUCUGCUUUUAAUCCUCUGCAGUUCUACUGCUGUGGGCUCAGAUGACAUUCAUUAUGAGGUGCUUUGCAAUAUCCCUCCAUGUGCAUUUCAGUACUGUAUUUACUGAAUAUUUAUAAUUGUAACUGGGAGUCGUUGUCAGUCCCCGAGGACUGGCUUAAGGAGGUUAUUCUUCAUAUUUGGAAACCAGUUUCUUUAGACACAUCUCUAAGGUCUUCUGCCCAAUGUCCUUCUGUCAAUGUCCGCGUGAUGUGGUUCUUUAAAACACGUUAUCACCACCUCUUCCCUUCUCAAUUUGGCUUUUGCAAGUGUCGCAGCACGACUGAUGUCUUAGUGAACUUGGAGGUCUACACUGUAUUCGUACUGCCUUUGUUGCAAAGACCUCCAUUGCUGCUGUCCUUUUUGACCUGGAAAAGGCUUAUGACACCACUUGGAUACCAUAUUCUGUCCCAGCUGUUCUUUUGGCCUUCGUGGUAAUCUCUCUCUCUUCCUACAAAACUUCCUAUUUAGUUAUUACUUUAAAGUGAGGCCUGGUACCACUUUCUGUGCCUCUUUUCGGUAAACAAAAGUUUACCUCAAGGUAGUAUUCUGAGCACUACUCUUCCUGGUUGCUCUCAAUGGUCUUCUUUCCUUUCUUCUCUGUGGAAUUUUCUCAGUUUUCUAUGUUGAUGAUUUUACCCUCUGCUGUCGAGGUGAUGAAUUGGCUUUCCUCCAACGGCGGCUUCAGUUUGCGAUUAAUGCUAUGUCAUCCUGGGCCAACAAUCUUGGCUUCAAGCUCUGUACAACUAAGAUUUGUGCUGUGAUAUUUACUCGGAAGCAGGUCGUUCUUCAUCCCCCUUUGUAGAUCUAUGGUGAUCCUCUUUUGUAUUAAGAUUCUGUCAAAGAUUCUUUAAUCUUUAACACUUGUUUUUCUUGGUCACCCCAUAUCUCUUACCUCUAAGUUGAAUGCUCUAAGGCCCUUAACUUAAGGGCUUGCCCCAUACUUCUUGGGGAGCUGAUAGAUGCACACUCCUUUCUUUACAUUCCUCUCUCGUGCUGGCUAAACUAGAGUAUGGUUGUCCUGCUUACUUGUCUGCUGGUUCUCCUACUUUUUGCUGUCUUGAUGCUCUGCACCAUACUGGGUUAUGCCUCAGCUCUGGUGCUUUUCAUUCAUCUCCUACUCUGAGCCUGUCUCUACAGGAUCGUCGUGAUCGCUACUGUCUUCACUACCUUGUGCUGUCCCUACAACACCCUCACUCUCGCUUAUGUCCUGCUUUGACCGUUGCCCAUCCCGUGGGCCCUGUUCCCUUUCAUCACCUUAUUUUUUCUCUACGAUUAUCUCGCUUGCAAGAUUUUCUCUUGGUUCAUGUUACCAAUAUUUCUCAUGUCGUUCCAGUCUUGCCCCCAUUAAGGGUCCCACUUUCAAAGUUUUGCAAAACCUUGACCUGCAUGGCAAAGUCAUCUAACCCCCCCCCCCUUCCCUACAGUUCUGAAACUUUUUUUUUCCUUGCAAAAUUUUUCUUCACUCUCCUGCUCCAUUGCUCUCUUCAUUAUGAUAUGGAAGAAAAUGCAGAAUAGAACCAGUGAAGAGCGGAGGUGCCAUAGGCACAAUCGGAGAACACUGUAUAAACAUCAGAGGUCCGUGGUUGUUCAACGUCCUCCCAGCGACUAUAAGAA